AUUUACAGCUCGCACACAGGUAAUAGGACGCCAGAGCGAGACAGCGAGAGUGGGCGGCGUAUCUUAUCGGACUUUGUGCUCCGAGCGCUUAUCACAUGGCCCUUGACACACCUGUCCGCAGCUCCCGCUCCCGCUCCCUUCGUUCCACCGAUCCACGCUCUUCUAUUUCCAGUCGCCGAUAAGUCUUGGCCAAAAGCCAGCGACGCGCCAUGAUAUGACAGUUGGCCUAAGGCCUUUUCAUGGAGCGAGUACCCUCGCCGGUGCUCGCGCAUCCACGUGGAUAUACCGUUUACUGCGAUCCCAAAAUGUCGAAUGUGCCACCCUACUUGGUGUUCUUCUUCCUGGCCUUCAUCUCGUGUGCCCUCACCUUCUGCUGCCUGAGAUUUUGCAUUUGGGUGUGCUGCGAGGCCAGGGAUUCCAGGAGUCGCGGACGCAGACAUGACCGAAAUGCUUUUAACGCCCCGGAGGAUCCGUCAGCGAACCGCUAUGGCGACAUAUUCUUCAUUGAGCCCGGCAGCGUGGAGGCCAACCGCAUUCGCGAUCAACUGGAAAAGGAUGAGAAGGAUCUGCCCAGCUACGACGAGGUGAUGCGCAUGUGCAACCUGACCACACCCACAGCAGCGGCGGCUGGACCACCUGUUCCCCCAUCGCCUCUCGGCGAACCCGGUCCCAUUGGAAUUGCGGCACUGCCGGCUCCACCGUACUCGGAAACAGAUCCACAUGCCCCAUCCGCCGGAGGAGUCACUGUCAUCGCGAUGGAAACGAUGGAGCCAUCUACGUCCCGCGCGGCACAAAUCCCGCCCAGCUCGGGAUCGGGUCCACCUGCUCCUUUGCCAACGACAACGGUGUGAUCCGUUGGAGGCAUGGAGAAAUGGAACUGAAGCAUUCGCCGUGCCACUCUGGGCCACACAGAUGCCACUUUGUGUGCGCUUCCAGUACAGAAAUGAACUUGUGUGAUCUUAUUGAGUACAUACCUAUUUAAGUUCUAGAGAUUAAGAGUCGCAUAUUGUAAAUACAUAUUUUUAGGACAUAGGUUGAAAAUUAAAGUGAGUUAUUUAAUUGAAA
This is a messenger RNA of Drosophila yakuba, 1065 nucleotides long. Its product is annotated as striated muscle-specific serine/threonine-protein kinase. The record is from RefSeq and is a predicted model, not a curated record. Lineage: Eukaryota; Metazoa; Arthropoda; Insecta; Diptera; Drosophilidae. The transcript is spliced from 2 exons. Bases 240 to 851 code for a protein of 203 amino acids.